This is a messenger RNA of Hyaloscypha bicolor E, 909 nucleotides long. RefSeq names its product putative methylsterol monooxygenase. NCBI's taxonomy places the organism in Eukaryota, Fungi, Ascomycota, Leotiomycetes, Helotiales, Hyaloscyphaceae. Gene Ontology annotation, molecular function: iron ion binding; C-4 methylsterol oxidase activity. The transcript has 2 exons. The record is from RefSeq and is a predicted model, not a curated record. Gene Ontology annotation, biological process: ergosterol biosynthetic process. Bases 1 to 909 code for a protein of 302 amino acids.
AUGUCGUUCCUGUCAAACUCCACCUUGGCGGCGGCUCCAGAUACCUAUUUAGGUAUCUACAAUGAGCUGUCCAAAUACAAUGUUCACCUAAAUUUGUUCGAGCGUCUUUGGGCUAGUUGGUACCAAUACAUGCAGAAUGAUGUCCUCGCGACCGGGAUCUUGAGCUUCGUCAUGCAUGAGGUUGUUUACUUUGGACGAAGCAUUCCGUGGAUCAUCAUCGACCGAAUCCCCUAUUUCAACAAGUACAAGAUCCAGAACCAAAAGAUCCCCACCGUCGCUGAACAAUGGCAAUGCACGAAACUCGUUCUCCUCAGCCACUUCACUGUCGAGCUUCCUCAAAUCUGGCUUUUCCACCCAAUGGCAAAAUACUGUGGCAUGGACACAGGCGUCCCGUUCCCAAGUUGGCAAACAAUGGCUUUCCAAAUCGCGGUUUUCUUUGUCCUUGAGGAUGCUUGGCAUUACUGGUUACAUCGCGCAAUGCACUGGGGUCCUCUCUACAAGAGCGUUCACAAAAUCCACCACCAAUACUCUGCUCCGUUCGGACUAGCUGCCGAGUACGCAUCUCCCAUUGAAGUCAUGGUCCUCGGGUUUGGCACUGUUAUCGUCCCCAUUGUUUGGGUUCUGUGUACUGGUCAACUCCACGUCCUGACAAUGUAUCUCUGGAUUGUCUUCCGUCUCUUCCAAGCUAUCGAUGCUCACAGCGGUUACGAGUUCCCAUGGAGCUUGCACCACUUCCUCCCGUUCUGGGCUGGUGCUGAGCAUCAUGACGUCCACCACGAGCGUUUCAUUGGCAACUAUGCGAGCAGUUUCAGAUGGUGGGAUUAUGUCAUGGACACUGAGUCUGGACCAGAGGCUGCCAAAAAGAGACGUGAGCGGAAGCUCGCAAAGGAAGGCAAGAAGGUCCAAUAG